Molecule: messenger RNA, 3295 nt
Organism: Leptidea sinapis
Lineage: Eukaryota; Metazoa; Arthropoda; Insecta; Lepidoptera; Pieridae
Gene: Sap-r
Product: prosaposin
Exons: 21
Coding region: 155-3040 (961 amino acids)
Biological process (GO): sphingolipid metabolic process
Cellular component (GO): lysosome
Source: RefSeq, a predicted model, not a curated record
GCACAACAAAAUAAGUCAAAGCGUAGUAGGUGUGAGUUGUUGAUUGUUGUUUAAAAUAAUAUCGAAACAAAGUAAAAAUUUGCAGUAUCAUUUUGUCUUGUUGUGAGAGCUAGCUAUUGACUAUAGCGGUAGUAUUAGAAUUAUAGUUUUAACCAUGACAAACGCAUUAGCAGUUUGUCUAACAAUAGCGAUAUUUUACACAAGUUUGUCUUCAGCACGCCAGAUUCCUAAAGAAUGUUCAAAAGGACCUGAGUAUUGGUGUACAAACUUAAAGACUGCUGCCGACUGUGGUGCAGUGGGCCACUGCAUCAGUACAGUAUGGGAAAACGAAGAUGAAAAGAUUCGAGACAAUGAUGCGUCAGAAAAGAUUGUCCGACUCUUCCGUCAGCUGAAGGAUGUUAAGGAACUUAUCAAUGAGGACUAUUUAGCGUCUCGUGUGACCUCGGCUUGCCGCGACAUUUCCAAUGCCGACGUCUCGCGCCUGUGCAAGCACAACACGAACGGCCUGGAGAAGUAUUUGAGCCACGUGCUGCUCUCGAAGACCAGCGCCGACACCAUGUGCCGUAUCGUCGGUAUGUGCAACAACGAGAAAGUGGACAGCUUCUUGUCGAUGAAGAAGAAGAAUACACCCGCGACUCAUAUUGAAAAGAAACCAAGUCUUGUUGGCGCUUCCAAAUGUACUUGGGGACCUUCGUACUGGUGCAGUAACUUCAGCACUGGCCGCGAAUGCAACGCAACUCCCCACUGCGUCCAGCGUGUUUGGUCCAAGAUGGAGCUGCCACGGGAUGAGGACAGCAUCUGCAAGAUCUGCAAGGACAUGGUGACACAGGCGCGGGAUCAGCUACAGAGUAAUGAGACACAGGAAGAGCUGAAGGAAGUGUUCGAGGGAGAAUGCAAGUUGAUACCGAUCAAGUUGGUGACGCGCGAGUGUAUCAAGUUAGCGGACGAGUUUGUUCCGGAGCUGGUGGAGACGUUGUCUUCCGAGAUGAACCCUGAUCAAGUGUGCAGUGUGGCCGGCCUGUGUAACAAUGCCAGGAUCGACAGACUCUUGGAGGACUACAGCGCCACAAUGCGACUCCACGAGAGCUGUUCCAACUGUCACAAGACCAUCGGAAUCUUGAGGAAACGGUUCGAAGAGACCAGCUACGAGGACUUCCUUGUCAGCUUACUGCAGAUCUGUCGCAACGUCGGCUCCCUCUCGGAUUCCUGUUCGAUGCUGGUCUUCAAGUACUACGAGAAUAUCGUCGAAGCACUGAAGAAAGACUUCACUCCCGGCGACGUGUGCCAUAUCAACGGCCAGUGCUCGCUGCUGCAACACAGUCACGACCUCUACGUCUAUCCCGAAGAUCAGCAGGCAGAGCUGAAGGCUACCGAUGACGUGCCGUGCGAGUUCUGCGAACAAGUCGUGAACCACAUGCGAGACACUCUGGUCGCCAACACGUCGGAAGUCGAGUUCCACAAGGUCCUAACAGGUCUCUGCAAGCACACAGGAAACUUCAAAUCCGAAUGUCUACAGCUAGUAGAACAGUAUCACUCGACGGUGUACUACUACCUGGUGUCCGAGCUGAAGGCGGACAAGAUCUGCCGGCUCAUUGGUAUCUGCGGAGACCGCGUGGUUGUGCCGGUGGCGCCAUUGCUGCCCCGGGAGCUGGCCGUGAAGGCCGUCACUCUGCCGAACAAGCUGAUCGGGCAAGAUGAAGCCAAUAGUUAUAUCAAACCCGAGCAGGUGACACCCGCUCCGCUCCCCAUCGAGAGAAUGUUCGUGCGGCUGCCAGCGACCACUCAGAACGAGGCCGUGUGCUCGUUCUGCCAGUACUUCCUGCACUACAUUCAGGUGGAGCUGAGCGACGAUCACACCGAGGACGCGAUAAAAAAGGCGGUCCAGAGCGCGUGCGACGUGCUACCGGAGUCAGUGGAGGGCGAGUGCCGCCAGUUCGUGUCGGAGUACGGCGACUCAGUGAUCGCUCUCCUGGUGCAGCAGAUAGACCCCGCCAGUAUAUGCCCCGGGCUCGGACUGUGUCCGAAGACCGAAGAGGUUCAUCAAGUUCAGAUUAAAUCCGACCACUCCAACUGCCCUCUGUGUCUCUUUGCCGUUGAACAACUUGAGAUCAUGCUGAAAGACAACCGCUCUGAGGUCAGUAUCCGUAACGCUUUGAGCGGCCUAUGCAGCCACCUGUCGGCCAAACUGCGAACGCAAUGUGUCGAUUUCGUCGACACCUACACCAACCAACUGAUCGAGAUGCUGAUAGCUGAUCUCAACGCCCAAGAGAUCUGCGUUUACCUGAAACUGUGCCAAGAUAACGUCAACAAAACAAAUCCGCUUAAUUUGAAGCCGAUAGACAAGUAUCAUGAGAAGCCAGCGCUCAGGGGCGAUAGAAACAAUAUCAGGAGACCCAUGCUGCCCGCUCAUAUGUUGGAUGUGAGCGCCCGUUAUGAUAUCGAAACAAACCAGAUUCCUGACAAUACGGUGAACGGUCGCGUUGUGAAGGAGAGCGCCGCCUCCACCGUGUGUGUGAUCUGCGAGUUUGUUCUGAAGGAGAUCGACGACCAGAUCAAGGACAAACACAAUGAUGACGAAAUCAAAAAGAUUGUCCACGGGGUGUGUAAACGUAUGCCCAAGUCGGUUCGCUCGGAAUGUGAUCAGUUCGUGGAGAAGUACUCGGACCUAGUCAUCAGUCUGCUUGCCCAGGAGUUGAACCCGGACGAGGUGUGCCAGGAACUCAAGCUGUGCAAGUCCGUGAACUUCAACGCCGUCAAAGAGGAGAUCCUGGACUGCGCCGUGUGCGAGACAGUUGUGAUGGCGCUGAAGAAGGUGCUGAGCAACGAUAAGAUGGACCGGAACAUUGUGCACAUCGUGGAGAGGGCGUGCGACAUGCUGCCCGCCAAGUACUAUAACAGGUGUCACACGAUGCUGGAGAUCUACGGUGAAGGUAUCAUCCACCUUAUCGAGGACUUCGGCACUAAGGGCAUCUGCCAGAAGAUUGGGCUGUGCGCGGGCUCCGCGUACGUCGACAUGCAACACGAGCAUAUGUCUAACUAAAGAUAUUAUGAUGGAGCUGUGGGCCACUGUGUCUUAUAAUCUCUUAUUACUUAAGCAAUUUUUAUUUUUACCAAAUAAUUAGUUAUAGUUUUCUUUUUUCAUAUUGUAAGAAUAUUUGUAGUUGAUUGCAGUAAUAUUCUUAUAAUAAGCUUAACUCAUUGUGUCGGUUAUCGAUUUUUUUUUCUUCUAAAUUGUAAAUGCUAACCUGUGAUACGAGUUAUUUUUAAACUGUGUUAAAUAAAGUCAAUUCGGUAA